GCCCCAGCGAACGGACGCAGUGUGCGGAGCAGCGUUCAACGUGAAAGCAAAAAAGAGAAAAAAAAAAACAACACUGAAUAAGAGACGAAUCGUCUUCGUAAACGUAAUCGAAAUUCGAGUUUCGAUUUUAUUUAUAGACAAACGCUUUGUUUACGUGUCGUGACGCGUGUGCCAACUAAAACGAAACGCAAAGCAAAUAGCUAAAAACAACUUGCGAGAAGAGAUAUACUAAACAACAAAUUGUAACUGUGUUUCAAGUGAACCCAAAAAAACGCAAAGACACAAACAUGUCGUUGGGCAGCACAACGGAUUACCCGCUGACUGUGGAGACUGUGGAGACAACAACAACGAUUGGAGAACUGUUUGCGGAAUUCAUUGCUGCACCGGCAAGCAGCAUGAGUCCCGCUGCCAUCGCCGAGCACAUGCAACAGAAUCAAAUCACCUUCGAGAUACCCACAGCGCACGAUCUGCGCCACAUUGAUGCACUGCAUUCGUUCAACGCUCUGCUGCAGCGCAUUGGCAACUCUGCCGCUGCCUCUGCCUCUGCCUCGGCCAGCAUUAGCACCGAACAACUCUCCAAUUCAGUAGUGCUCGAUCUGGCCGAUCUGCGAGAGAGCAACAAUGUGGAUGCGGAUAACAAUUCGACGUGGGAGCAAAUCUUUGGCGAUGCCGAUAUGCAUGCGAUUGUCAACUAUUUGUGGAUUGGUGUUGUCACCUCGUUGGUGGUGUUAUCACUGGUCUUCAUACUCUUCAGCUGUUACUUCUAUCGCAAGUUUCGUACAUGGAAAAAGUGCAACAAGGACAUACGGGCACAGAUUCAUGCGGCAAGCGAUUCCUACUCCUCGCACGGCGCCAGUCAUCACCUGAUCAGCUGCGAUGCCCGUCGAUUGUUGCAGCAGCUGCCAGCAGCCAAUGGAGCAGCAACUGGCUCGCAACUUGUGAGUCCAAUGGCAGGCGCUGCCGCAGGCGCUGCCGCAGGCGGCGGCGUUGGAGUCGGUGGAGGCAACGAGGCGGCGUUCUAUCAAAUUGAAUCGCCACCCUGCUACACAAUUGCCACAGGUCUGCCCAGCUACGAUGAGGCGUUGCAUCAUCAGCCGCGUCAUUUUGCCUACGGCAUGAAGUUUGUGUAUCCCAGUCUGGCGGCAGUGCAUCAUCAUCACCAUCAUCAUCAUAAUCAGCUUCUGCAGCAACGUGCGUGCAUUGCCAACUGGGAAAAGAACGCAGAGCAGCGGUGCAGCUCGAAUAAGCUGCAAAAGUGCAAACUGUCAGCAGCAGCAGCAGCAGCAGACGAUUCGUCGAGGCAGACGCAAGUUCAAAUGCAGACGGAGAGUGAGAGGCUGAGGCAAGCGGAGACUGAGGACAAAGGCUCGCCUGCUAUUUGCAUUAACAUGCCGGAUGAGAUGGAGGAGGAGCAGCAUCAGCAUCAGCAUCGAAAUGUGGUGGCCAAUGCUGCGUCAACAGAUGCGGCACAAACUUUGCUGCCGGCGGCAGCUGCUGACGAUGAUUGCGCCUCAUUGGUUGUUGUUGUUGCCGCGUGAUUGCCCAUCAACUGAGCUGGCCAGGGCAUCUAAAGGGGGAAACGGGAACGGGGAAUUGCGGGGGAAGGGUAUUGGGUAUAGAUUAUGGGCCAGAGAUCAUGGUUACAUGUUUAGUCACUUGUAAAUAUUGUAGUUUGCAUCCUCUGGCUGAUCCUAUAAACUAGCUUCGAUGACAGAUGAAAUGAUUUCAUGAUUUUGUUUUAGUUAUUUGUUAUAUAUCAUGUAUUAUCCAAGACUGAGUAUUAUUUAUUGUCUAUGUAUUAAGUAAUUUAAACGAAUUGCCUAUCGUUUAAGCCUAAAUGUUAAUGAACAACAAAAUAUAAACGCUAAAAAUAUAUUCAACAAAACGACCUACAAUGAAAAUCAAAGAACAACAUUCAUUUUGUUUUAUUUUCAUAGUUUCUUUAGUUUGGUUUUUAAUUUUACGCUGCAAUUUUAUUGGUUUUCUAUUGGUAAUUGCUAAUUGGAUUAGAUAUAUUCGUUCUACAUUUUUCUCACAAUUAUUAAUGGGACUUAAAGCGUACUUACUCAUUUGCUAAAUUUUAUUUUCUUCUUUACUUGUCCCCAAGACAAGUUAGCGUAUUCUCCACAGACCUGUUUCUCCUUAAUUGAAACACAUUUAGUUAAAGGUAUUUUUGAUUUUGGUUUAAUUUUGCACCUCUUGAUCAAGCACUGUUAGUUCUUAAAGUGUUGCAGUUACUAAAAUGACUUGAAAAGCAAAACAGCAAGUAGCGAAAAUAUUAUGAUGGAUUCAAGAUAAAAGAAAAAUAUCUACGAUAUCUACGUAUAGGCCUUUAAAGGGAGAGAAACAAAAACUUCAAUCGAAAAUGCAAAAAUCCAAGCUAAGCAAAUUAACUAAAGCAAAUAAACGAAUAAAUAUUGUCAACUAUGGUAAAGAGAAAUUGCAAGCAAAAUAAAAUAUUUAUGCAAAAAUAGAAAUGCAUGGUAUUUUGAUUAACUCUGGGGAAAUGGUGAACGUGCAUUGGGAACGAGAAUGAGAUUGAGAAUGCGAAUGACAGCAGCUGGAAUGGAACCAGGUUAAGUCAGAGCUCUCGUGCGAGCAUAAUAAAUACUUAAUUUCAUGUCAAAUUUGACACUUUUGUUGAGGUUUCUGCGCCUCGCCUCGACUCGUGUGUAAUGCUGCAAUUUGUAUUCAAAUGUACGAUUUGUUGAUGAGUCGACGAGGGACAGACCGACAGACAGACAUAGAGACACGCGGACAGACAGACAGACGGAUGGACAGAGUAACACGCCACAUCAAGCAUUCCAUAACGCAGCGAAGCAAGAAACACCAAAACAGGGCCAUAAAUUAUAUUAUCGUGCAUCGUGUAUCUGGUUCAGGUCACAGUCAUGAGUGACUGCCAGUUAAACUGUGGACAGCGUCGGCAACAACCACAUCGUCAUCGACGGGGGGCCAAGGGCUUGUGUAGGGCACAAGAAAGGAGUGGAGGGGGUGUAAAGUGGGUGUAGAACCUGGCACUGACAGCAACAACAACAUCAACACCAUCACCAGCAGUGGCAGUGGCAGUUUCUGUUGCAAAUGCAGUUGCAGCUCCAUCUCUGCUAACUUUGUGUCGCGGUCGUGUUUAGCUGUAAAUCACAACCAAAACAUAAGCCAUAAAGCCGCGAGUAGCGUAUAACCGA
This is a messenger RNA of Drosophila nasuta, 3182 nucleotides long. RefSeq names its product commissureless (gene comm). The transcript is spliced from 2 exons. Gene Ontology annotation, biological process: axon guidance. NCBI's taxonomy places the organism in Eukaryota, Metazoa, Arthropoda, Insecta, Diptera, Drosophilidae. Bases 288 to 1538 code for a protein of 416 amino acids. The record is from RefSeq and is a predicted model, not a curated record.